AGCCCGAAAAUGCAUGUGGCCGAGUUUCUGAAUCGAACCAAUCGACGCAAUCGAAAUACCCAAAUCGAGUGCCAUGUCGAACGUAAGCUAGGCGAAUAUGCUGAAGAUUUGGAUAGACGUCGUCAUCUGCUCGCUCACCAGCUCCACAGCGAGGAGCAGCAGCUGUAUGAGGAACUGGCGGAGCUGCAGCAAGCCCAGACGGACUUAGAGCAGAAUAAGCGCAUUGAAUGGAUCCAAAUGGCGCUGAUGAGAGACGAGGCAGCGGAACGUGAGCUGCUCGAACAGAAGCAACAGCAGCGAGAAAUUGAAAACUCAGAAGAGCAUCGCCACGAGGAGACGAGGCAAAUACUGCUGGCUACCAAAGAGGCGCAGCUCUAUCAGAUUGAGGAGCGCAAAGAACGGCGACGUCGCGCUGCCCAAAUGGAGGCGAUUUGGCAUCAGAAUGAAUAUAAAUUCAUAUGAAAUACAAAAUACAAAUAAAUUUGAAUCCAAC
Molecule: messenger RNA, 493 nt
Organism: Drosophila mojavensis
Lineage: Eukaryota; Metazoa; Arthropoda; Insecta; Diptera; Drosophilidae
Product: trichohyalin
Exons: 2
Coding region: 10-462 (150 amino acids)
Source: RefSeq, a predicted model, not a curated record